Molecule: messenger RNA, 2496 nt
Organism: Rotaria sp. Silwood2
Lineage: Eukaryota; Metazoa; Rotifera; Eurotatoria; Philodinida; Philodinidae
Source: the annotation of a GenBank genome assembly
AUGUUUAAAAAUUUAAAAGAAAAAUUAGGAAAUCAAGUUACUAAAACAAAUUCAACUUUGUUGCCGGGCAAUUCAUCAUUGGAUUCAGUCUCUAUAUCAAGAGAUUCUAAUACUCGAACAUCUUCAAUUACUAGUCGAGAUGAUAAUUCUGAAAAUAAUCGUUCUCGAUUAGAUUCAACUUCAAGCGAUAUCAGUCAAUUUAGUGUUGGUCAAAGUCCUAAUGCUAGUAUGACUUAUGUAUCACCACAACGUACUCAUAUGCCACCAUCGGAUAUUGAAUCUGAAUAUGGUGCUGAUGAAAGUGAUCAUGAAAAUAAUACUAAAAUGAUAAAAAUGCAAAAACUUCUUUCUAUUUAUAAAAAUAAAUUUAAUCAAUUAAAAAAUGCUUAUGAUGAAGUUGAACGAGAAAAAGAACAUAUUAAAAAUAUUUUACAAAAGCAUCAAGAUACAUCAAUAAAACGACUUUCAGAAUUACGUGAACAGACUAAACUUGAUCGACAAGCUAAAGAACAACUUGAAUGUUUACAUCAAAAGGAAAUACGAAAACGAGAAAAUAGAAUUGAAGAACUUACAUUAAAACUUACUGCACAACAAGAUCUCAUUCAAUUACCUAAUGAAACAGAUUAUGAAGAAAUGCAAAAACUUCGUGAAAAGAAUUCCAAACUUGAAGGAGUACUUAAUCAUUGUAAUGAUGUUAUAAAAACUCAUCAAGACAAAGAAGCUGAAUUAAUCAAAGAACGUGAUGAAAUUCUUCAAAAAUUAAAUGAAAAACAAUCUUUCAUUGAAUCUAUGAUGAAGGAUCGUCAUUCAGACGAAAUAUUGACAACGUCAAUGGAAGUUCAAGAACAUUUUGAUUCGGAUAUAAGUGUUUUAUUACAAGAUAAACAACGUUUACAAGAAAAAUUAGAAUCAUCACAUCUUUGUGUUCAACAACUUGAAAAUGAACUUGAUUUAAUAAAACGAAAAAUUAAUAUCGAUGAAGAUAUUAAAGAAAAAUAUGAUAAUUUAUUAAUUAAAUUUCAUGAAAAAUCAGAUUAUACUGAACAAUUAAUUAAUGAUAAAACAAAACUUGAAACAACAAAUGAAGAAUUUCAAAAACAAAUUCAAUUAUUGCAACAAGAUAUAACUCAAUAUACAGAUUUAAAUCUUAUUUUAUCUAAUCAACAAAUGAAUAUUUUAUGUUUAACUGAAGAAUUAAAUCAUUUACGAGAAACAAUAAAAAAUAUUGAAAAUAUUCUUCCAUCUAGUGAAUCAAUUGAUUUAUUCGAAAGAAUUCAACAAUUAAUUGAUGAUCGUCAAAAAAUUUCUGAAGAAAUUCAUCAUGAACAACAGCAAAACGAACAACAUUUCAAAACUAUUGAUGAUCUUAAAAAUGAAUAUGAAAAUCAAAUUAGUGAAUUACAACAAACAAAACAACAAGUUUUAGAUAAUGAAGUUAAUCAACUUAAAACUACUCUCACAAAAUUACAACAAGAUUAUGAUGAAUCUUUUAAUAAUAGUGCUCAAUUAAAACAAACACUUGAAAAUCAACGACACGAACAUUUGGAACAUAUUACAAAACUUAUCAAUGAAAAACAAAAUGAGUUUGAUACCAAUAUUCAACAAUUACAAGAAGAAAAUACUUAUCUUAAGUCUCAAAUUCAGGCGAUUGAACAAUUAAAAGAUUCAUCAAUUCAAUCUUUACAAGAUGAACAUCGAAAAUCAAUUGAAAUCCUAAACUCACAAAUCGAACAACAACAAAGUGAAAUUAAUCAACUAAAACUACAAUUAAAUCAAUAUGAAAAUGAUUUCGAAAAUAUUAAAUUAACACAAAAUGAAUUAGCUAAAUUACAAGAAAAAUGUAAUAUUACAACACAACAAUUACAAGAUAAUACACAACAACUUGAAGAAAAACAAAAUGAAAUCAUACAACUUAAUUCUACUAUAAGUGAUAUCAAAACAAUAAACUCGACAAUCAUCCAAGAAAAUGAACAAAUCAAAAAACAAUUUGAAGAUAAACAAAAUGAAAUUAAUCAACUUACUACAACUGUAAACCAGCUACAGGAAACUAAUCUAAAGUUAAAUAGUAAAUGUGAAGAGUAUGAAAAACUAGUUGAUGAAAAACAAAAUCAAAUUGAUCAUCUUACUAUCAUUAUCAAUGAAAUGAAAGAAAAGAAUUCAAAAACAACUGAAGACUUUGAACAAAUUAAAAAACAAUUCGGCGAUAAACAAAAUGAAGUUAAUCAUCUUAUGACUCUUAUCGAUGAAAUAAAAACAACGAAUACCGAACUCAAUAAUAAAUAUAAACAAAUUGAAAACGAACUCGAUGAAAAACAAAAUGAAAUUAAUAAGCUUCAUUCUACAACUAAUGAAUUAAAACAAACUAAUACAACAACUAACGAAGAAUAUGAACAAAUUCAAAAUCAACUUACGGAAAAAGAAAAUCAAAUCAAACGUCUUACUACAAUAAUCGUUGAAUUUUUCGUUUUUAUUUCGUCAUUUAAUACAGUUAACUGA